GGCUCAGGGAACCCGCCUUCAGCGAGGGCGCUGCCGCAGCAUGGAGGACGACGCGCCCGUAAUCUACGGCCUGGAGUUCCAGGCGCGGGCCCUCACGCCUCAGACCGCGGAGACGGACGCCAUUCGGUUUUUGGUUGGGACGCAGUCUCUCAAGUAUGAUAAUCAGAUCCACGUCAUAGACUUUGACGACGAGAACAACAUUAUCAAUAAAAAUGUGCUCCUGCAUCAGGCGGGGGAGAUCUGGCACAUUAGUGCCAGCCCCGCAGACAAAGGCGUGCUGGCCACCUGCUACAACAAGACUGCAGACAGCAAAGUGGUGACUUGCGCCGCUGUGUGGAGGAUGCCUGCGGAGCUGGAGCCCGGCGGCCAGGAGUCCCCCGAGGACGCGACGAGCCCCGCACACGCCCUGGAGCUGCUCUGUCACCUGGAGCCCGCGGCCCGCGGCAGCACCGCCUGCGUCGCCUGGGAGCCCGCGGGAGACGGGAAGAGGGUCAUCUCGCUGGCCGACAACCACAUCCUGCUGUGGGAUCUGCAGGAAAGCUCCAGCCAGGCCAUGGUGAGUGAUUCAGGCCACAGGGCUUCUAUCUUCCGCACCCGUGUGUCCCCUGAGGUCUCACCCUGCGGCGCGGGGGCAGCUCUGCUGCAGGGCCCCGACCAGGAGGCGGCGUCUCCCCCGAUGGCCCGUUCACCCCCAGACCUGCGCAUGCCCCCCAGUUUGGGUCUGCGCGUGCUCAUGCCCGGGGUCUUGGGCUUUCCCCGGCUACGGGAAGAACUAGCUUCCGUGGGGCGGAAGGGCGGCUGGCGUCACCCGCCCGCGUGCAGGCCUGGGGGUGGUGCCCAGGGGAGCACUUCCUGGGAGAAGAGGACAGGCUUCAAGGACCCGCCCUGCCUGCUCUGCCUGAGCCGCAGGCGGGCUCACCGCCUGGGGACAGAGGCCCAGGCUCCUCGCCUCCUUGCCCACAACCCUGCUUCUCUCUGCUUCCUGGGCUCCGCGCGUGGGGAGUGGGCCAGUGGGGAGAAGGGCCGGCUCCUGGAGCCCCCAGUGGCCAUCACGUGGUUUCUGUGGGAACAGUCAGAAGUCUGGAACCUCAAGGCCUGUGAGGCUGCGGGCCAGGUGUCAACAAGCCCCGGCGCCCCCACGUCCAUCCCCACAGACACGCCCGGCGCCCCCGCGUCCAUCCCCACAGACACGCCCGGCGCCCCCGCGUCCAUCCCCACAGACAAGCCCGGCGCCCCCGCGUCCAUCCCCACAGACACACCCGGCGCCCCCGCGUCCAUCCCCCCGAGUGACAGGCCUUUGUGCGCUCGGUUUGGGUCAGCUCUGUUGGGAGCCACGCGGCCGGUCUGUGUCGGUCUCGGGGUCGUAGGGAGCUGCACAGCCGCCUUCCUCCUCCGCCCUGCCUUCAGUAACCAGGGGCUGUGGGUCCGAGCCUCUCACCGGUGGUCUGGCUCCUCCGGGUGCCCUUCGGUGGCCGCAGCCUCCCCUGGAGAUCCAGGCUUGGGCCUCUUGUUUAGGGAGAAAUUACUAGGCUAUUGGAAAGGUACAGGAUGUAGAAACCAGUUCCAGAUUUUAAAGUGGCUUUGGGCUGGAAAACCCAAUCUGGGAGAAAAGAUGAAAAGGACUGAAGUCGUUGCCAUGAACAGGAGCGUGGAGGUCUGGGGUGCCAGCCAGAUCUACUGUAUCGAGAGCGCCCAUGGCCAGCUAGUGCGGGACCUGGACUUCAACCCCAACAAGCAGUACUACCUGGCCAGCUGUGGGGAUGACUGCAAGGUGAGGUUCUGGGACACCCGCAACGUCGCCGAGCCCGUCAAGACCUUGGAGGAGCACUCCCACUGGGUGUGGAACGUCCGCUACAACCACUCGCACGACCAGCUGGUCCUCACGGGCAGCAGCGACAGCAGGGUCAUCCUUUCCAACAUGGUGUCCAUCUCCUCCGAGCCCUUCGGCCACCUGGUGGACGACGAUGAUCUGAGUGACCAGGAGGAGCGCCGUCUGGAGGAGAAGAGCCAGGAGCCCCCGCAGGACAGCGUCAUCGCCACCUACGAGGAGCACGAGGACAGCGUGUACGCCGUGGACUGGUCCUCAGCCGACCCCUGGCUCUUCGCCUCCCUCAGCUAUGACGGGCGGCUCGUCAUCAACCGCGUGCCCCGAGCGCUGAAGUACCACAUCCUGCUGUGAGCGCCGGGCUGCCUCGGGGCCCCGGCUCUCCAGGCAGAGCCCCGUCGGACGCGGGCGCCCUGAACAGUGGCAGGGCCUCUGCCCGCCGACCUCUGCGCCCCUCCAUCUCUGCCCCGGAGACUGACACAGCUGCCCAGACCGAGUGGGGCGCGCUCCCUCCUCCCGCUGAGAGGCGCUGGGCGUUUCCCUGUGAUUUGUUUCCUUGACGUCGACGCCGUCUUCUCGCGAGAUUAAAUGGAAUAAAAGCAGCGGGGG
Messenger RNA from Odocoileus virginianus texanus, 2434 nucleotides. Lineage: Eukaryota; Metazoa; Chordata; Mammalia; Artiodactyla; Cervidae. The record is from RefSeq and is a predicted model, not a curated record.